AUAUGCAUAAAGCCUCAGUAAACAUGUGAUAUAAUUGUCACAAUUCCCAUAAUCCGUUGCAACUUCCCUACCUUACUUGCCUCACCCUAAUGCUUUAGUUUUCGAAUACACCUUUUCGCAAUGAAAAACCCCCUGACAGGCUCUACGUAUGAAAAAGUGUAUCAAGACUUAAAGGAUAUAUCUAAAAAUGGAGAAACAUUUUGUAAAUCUCUCAUGUCGGUUCUACAGCAAAGGUCUAACCUGGAACUGUCUUAUGCCAAAGGACUGGAAAAGGUAGCAAGCAAAUUGACAAAAGCAUUAGAUCACAUGAACAAAAAUUGCAUCCACGAUGCCUGGACAUGCGCAUCAGAGGAAAUGAAGACAACGGCAGAAGUUCACAAAAAGUUAGGCACAGCCAUUCAAACGGAAGCAAUAAAACCCACAAAUCAAGUUCUGGAUGAGCAUGACAAGAGGAGGAAAAAGCUAGAUAAUGAAGUUGAAAAGAUGGCAAAUUCAGUCUUAAGCAACUGGAAACAGCAGAUCAAGACCAAGAAAAAACUAAUGGACCAUACAAAAAAACAUGAAACACUGUUCCAUCAUGUGGAAAUGGAAAACACCAAACAAACUCUAACAGAAAAGGAGCGACAAAAGCUUUUCAGUAAACUGAAAAAAUCUACAGAGAUAUUGACGAAAACUGAUGAAGAUUAUUACCAAGAAAAUAUAGCCGGCCAAGCAGUAAGAAUAAAAUGGGAGAAUGUACUGGAAAACUGUUAUAUGAGUAUUCAAGAGCUUGAAAAAGAAAGAAUUCAAUUACUGUCUCACAUCCUUACACGGUACAACCAACAUGUUUUGAAUUUUGGACAAACAUUGAACACUAGUCAGAACCAAAUUGACCAAGCUAUUAAAAGUAUCGAUGUCGAAAAGGACAUACAGAAUUUCCUGGACGAUACUGCUGUUUAUUCUGAAAAUAGCAAAUCCGAAUUUCUUCUUCUGGAUUAUUAUGAAGAAGAUCAUUCUAUUGCUAUGGAUAACGAAAGAAGAAUACAUUCUAUUAAUUCAAAGAUAGAAAGGCUUGAACAGGACAUAGAAAAAGCUAGGAAAGAUAAAGAAGGACUGGAAAAAAUGCUGAAAGCAUAUGCAGAAAAUCCAGCGUUUACAGACAUCAAAAGUGAAGAUGAAACAGCAGUACUCCUUGAAGAGACAGGCUUAAAAAUAAACCUCUUGGAAGCAAAUAAUUUCAAGCUCACCUCAGCCCUAGCUUCUCUCCAAGAGCAACCUCUACCAACGCACCCGUGCAGUGAGCGAAUCAAUACAUGGAAAGAGAAGGGCUGCCAGCUAUCUUCAGUUCAGAUAUCUCGAUCUAUCAAUACUCGAAAGCUAAGUCGUUCUCAAAGUUUGAGGAUAUCUAGCCGGCGGAGUGCUAGGUUUAGCAGCCUGAUAUCACAUGAUACAAAUGAUAGUGCUGUAGAGAAUUCGGCUGGACUUCCCAAUAAACCUCCGAGAGGACUAACAAAAAAGUUUUCCAAAAAACAUCAUUCCAUUGAUGUGGACGAGUGGGAUGAUGAUCAAUCUGAAACAAAUAUUCAAAAUAUAAGUUCAUGCACAGUUUUAUACCCUUAUGAGGCUCAGACAGAGGAAGAACUUGGCUUGAAGAAAGGUGAUCAUGUAAUAGUUCAUCAAAAGGAUGAAGAUGGUUGGUGGUAUGGUACCCUAAAUGGAAGGAGAGGUUAUUUCCCUGCUACCUAUGUCAACGAGAGUGAGGAAGACCAUACAUCCCAUGCGUAGAAGAAAUUUUAAAAUCUUCAAUCUGUUUAUGAGGCAAUUAAGUUUUCAACAUUAUUCUUUACUUUAAAUUGUGAAUUCAAAGGGAGUUCCAGAUCUUGGGCCCAAAUUGCUGAAUUUAGAAAAAUCUCCAAAUCGACUAUUUAGGUAUACAAUCUGAAACAGACUGUGAAUUCCCAAUAAUUCAUACUCUAGUGCAGGCAUAGGCAACCUUCGGCACUCCAGAUGUAUUGGACUACACCUCCCAUGAUGCUUUGCCAGCAUUAUGGGUGUUAGAGCAAUAUGGGGGAUGUAGUCCACAACAUCUGGAGUGACGAAGGUUGCCUACUCCUUCUCUAGUGAAUAACCCAGUCUUAUUGUAUAUA
Messenger RNA from Pelobates fuscus (common spadefoot toad), 2126 nucleotides. It is a transcript of the gene NOSTRIN, whose product is annotated as nitric oxide synthase trafficking. Gene Ontology annotation, molecular function: protein binding. Gene Ontology annotation, biological process: signal transduction. Gene Ontology annotation, cellular component: plasma membrane; cytoplasm. The record is from RefSeq and is a predicted model, not a curated record. The transcript has 16 exons. The coding region runs from base 121 to 1764 and encodes 547 amino acids. NCBI's taxonomy places the organism in Eukaryota, Metazoa, Chordata, Amphibia, Anura, Pelobatidae.